Messenger RNA from Bactrocera tryoni, 1128 nucleotides. RefSeq lists its product as uncharacterized. Bases 73 to 1128 code for a protein of 351 amino acids. Lineage: Eukaryota; Metazoa; Arthropoda; Insecta; Diptera; Tephritidae. The transcript has 8 exons. The record is from RefSeq and is a predicted model, not a curated record.
CAACAAUAGUUUAAUGAAAUUUUUGUGGAAUAAAAGGCGAAAAUUCAAACAAAAUUCUAAAUUCCAAGUAGAAUGGUGGAAAAUUACUUCAAUACAGGAAGCUCAAGUCGGAGUUUCCGAAGCAACAGCAGUCAGCGAGGAUUUGAUUGCAGACCCCAGUUCCGACAGCAAAAGUCAGCAUCACUACGAAACAGCUGUGAACCCUCCACAUCAGCGGCGGCGGCGGCCGUACGUGCGAGCUACGACAACUGCGGCUGCCCGACCCGCAAGCUAUCAAACUCAGCCUCCUCAUCGCCGACACGUUUCAACGCGAGCACAAUGCCGAAAAUAUGCUCGAACGACUUGGACACCGGCGCAGGCAUGCUAUCAUCAACGCCACAGUCUGCGUACGGGAUGUCUCGCAACAGGUGUGGCCCUUCGGCUGCAUCCCUGGUACAAGAUUCUUGCAACAAUCUAAGCAAAGCUUCAACUGCAUCGUGUUGUUGCUGUUGCCCACAUUGCGGCAAACCGCAGGACCCAACGCAAACAACAACGGCCACAACAGCAACAUGUCCGCCAACCAAGCCCCCACUGCCAUGCAGGCCGAAGCCGCAACCGCCGAAGGAGGAGACGCCAUCACCCGAGGUGGAGUUCAAAUGUCGCAUGCGGAAAUUGCAGUUGGAAAAUUUGGUUAAAGAUCAGUACUGCCCAGGUGCCAUACAGAGUACAAUUGACUGUGAGCAGGACUUCAAUGAAGCGUCCUUUCGUCUGGUAUUCGGUUGUGAUCCAUUGCCCUGCACGCUACCCACCGUGGAGCCCAUCUCACUUUUGGAAGCGUUUGCAAUGCGUGUUGAGUUGGAGCGUUGUCUUCUCGCCGAGGAAACAAACUAUGCCGAGCAGAGAAGGUCAUCGCGACGUGGUUCAAACGAGUUGGACGAAGUCGACGAAUAUUUCGGUAAAAAGUACAAGACGGCGCUUAACGAAGCGCUGGCGAGCUUCUUGAAGGCGGAGAGGUGUUACUAUCUGGAGAAUCCAGAUAUGAACGCGCUCAGCAUGGAUGCACAAAUCAAUAAGACCUGCACGUGCCUGCCAAGCAGUUCUUUCAAAAUUACCGCCUACACGGGGAAUACGAGACCCAAUAUGCAGUAG